GGGCUCUUCCAGCUUCUGCUGCUUCUGCAGAGUCACAGCGAGACGGCUGUCCAACAACGUGCAGGAAUGUUGACAUCCCCUACCCAUUCGGCAUCGGCCCCAACUGCUUCAUGGAGGGCUUCGAGCUGUAUUGCAACAAGACUGAAGCUGGCAUCGAGAAACCUUUUGUGUUCAAUGUCGAGGUCAUCAACAUCUCGGUGCAGCUGGGCCAAGCACGCUUGCUCAGUCCAGUAUCGUCGCAGUGUUACAAUACAAGCACCAAUUCGAGUGACUAUUACGUAUGGAGAAUGAAUUUUUAUGACACCCCAUACAGAUUUUCCGAUGUCCACAACAAGUUCACUAUCAUUGGCUGCAACACCCUUGCCUACAUAGGAAGCCCUCGAGACAACAACAGCUACGAGAGUGGUUGUGUGUCUGUGUGCCACAAUGAGGACAGCCUGGUUGAUGAUUCGUGCUCCGGCAUCGGCUGCUGCCAAACCUCCAUCCCGGAGAACCUCACACACUACAAUAUCCAGUUCGAUGCAAACUUCGACAGCUCAAGCAUCUGGGAGUUCAGCCCUUGCAGCUAUGCCAUACUGCUGGAGGCCAGUUGGUUCAAGUUCCACGAGACUUACAUCACCACCAACCAAUUGCGGAACAAGACAGAUGGCUGGGCACCGGUGGUGGUGGACUGGGCGAUCAGAAACGAGACAUGCGAGGUGGCAAUGCUCAACCAUAACUCUUACGCCUGCAUCAGUGCAAACAGUGUGUGCUUGAGCUCCACCAAUGGUCCUGGAUAUCUCUGUAAUUGUUCAAGUGGCUACCAAGGCAACCCCUAUAUCCACAAUGGAUGCCAAGACAUCGAUGAAUGUGACUAUAAUGAUAAAUAUCCUUGCCAUGGCAUCUGCACCAACACACCUGGUGGCUAUUACUGUUCCUGUCCGCAAGGCACACACGGCAAGGCUUCAAUUGCAGAGUGCACCCCAGACCAGAAACUUCCCUCAGCAGUGAAGGUGGUUAUAGGUAGUCUCUUCCACCUUCACUCUAGUUUGUCUUUGUCCAAUAUAUGUGUCAUCAUAUCCGGUGUCUAAAUCCAUAUUUUACAACUUUUUAUUGCAUCAAAUCCUUCUACUAUCUGCAAUUGAGGCUAGGCAUAUCAUUACCAUAGUCUUGUUCUAGCUUAUUUUCUAUUCUCUUGAUUAUUGAUUCUAUGAUCCACUCAAGAUGGUGUUCUAGUCAAUUCAGAAUUUCCAAUUGCAGAUACAGAACCAAAUGAUCUUCUUAUGAUUGCAGUAGUCUCUAUCUUUGUCUUUCUCCUAUAAGGUGUUUUGAAACAAGGAGUGCAGACCUUUGGCACUAAUCUCAUAGUAUAAAUCUUGCAUAUCCUU
Musa acuminata AAA Group (dessert banana) is the source of this 1367-nucleotide messenger RNA. Its product is annotated as wall-associated receptor kinase 2-like. The record is from RefSeq and is a predicted model, not a curated record. Gene Ontology annotation, molecular function: calcium ion binding. The transcript is spliced from 2 exons. The coding region runs from base 111 to 1070 and encodes 319 amino acids. Lineage: Eukaryota; Viridiplantae; Streptophyta; Magnoliopsida; Zingiberales; Musaceae.